Molecule: messenger RNA, 4176 nt
Organism: Medicago truncatula (barrel medic)
Lineage: Eukaryota; Viridiplantae; Streptophyta; Magnoliopsida; Fabales; Fabaceae
Product: villin-4
Exons: 24
Coding region: 486-3374 (962 amino acids)
Biological process (GO): cytoskeleton organization; actin filament severing
Molecular function (GO): actin filament binding
Source: RefSeq, a predicted model, not a curated record
AUGUUGGUUGCCGUUAGUGAUAAGCACGCCUGGCAUUUUUCAUCAUUCUUCCCUCUCUUUCUCUUUCUCUCUCCUACUUCAACUUUUUUCUAUUCCAUUCCAUUCUUCCCAAUAAUAUUCCUUUUUUUCUUCUCUCUCUAAAAUUCUUCUUCACUCGCCACCACUUUCCUUUCUUUCUCUCACUUUUCCUCUUCUUUUUUCCUUCCAUUUUCUCCACCUCCUAAUUCCUCUUAUUGGAUCUACUACUUGCUCUUCACUUCGAUUCAUCAUCUUUAUUUAUUUUUUUCCUUUCAAUUUUCGAUUUCGACUUUUUCUUCAGCUCGAGGUUGUGUUCUUCUUCAUUUCUCCAUUUUUCUGUUUUUGUUUUGUACUGAUUCCGAUAAAGACAAAAUCGAUUACUGCUGAUUCUUCUUCUGCUUAAUUUCCAGGAUAUUGUUUGCUACAUAUAAGCUAGGGUGUAAAGGAUCGAAAAGUAGAAUAUUAUUAUGGCAGUUUCUAUGAGAGAUUUGGAUCCAGCUUUCCAAGGAGCUGGACAAAAGGCUGGACUUGAAAUAUGGCGUAUUGAGAAUUUUAAUCCAGUACCUGUCCCAAAAUCCUCCUAUGGCAAAUUUUUCACUGGGGAUUCCUACGUGAUCUUAAAGACAACUGCCUCAAAAAGUGGUGCUCUGCGUCAUGACAUCCAUUACUGGAUUGGUAAAGACACCAGUCAGGAUGAAGCUGGUGCUGCAGCCAUCAAGACAGUUGAGCUGGAUGCAGCUCUCGGAGGACGUGCUGUUCAGUAUCGGGAAGUACAGGGCCAUGAAACUGAAAAGUUCCUUUCUUAUUUCAAACCUUGUAUUAUACCUCAAGAAGGUGGAGUUGCUUCUGGUUUUAAACAUGCCGAGGCUGAAAAACACAAGACACGGUUGUUUGUAUGCAGAGGGAAACAUGUUGUACAUGUCAAAGAGGUUCCUUUUGCUCGAUCUUCACUAAACCAUGAUGAUAUUUUUGUUCUUGACACCGAGUCAAAAAUCUUCCAAUUUAAUGGUUCCAAUUCAUCUAUUCAAGAAAGAGCUAAAGCUUUGGAGGUUGUACAGUAUAUUAAGGAUACCUACCAUGAGGGGAAAUGCGAGAUAGCUGCUAUUGAGGAUGGAAAGUUAAUGGCUGAUCCUGAAACUGGGGAAUUCUGGGGUUUCUUUGGCGGAUUUGCUCCUCUUCCACGAAAAGCAGCCAGUGAUAAUGAUAAGUCUGCUGAUUCUCACUCUACAAAACUGCUUAGUGUUGAAAAGGGACAGGCAGAACCUGUUGAGGCCGAUUCUUUGAAAAGGGAGUUUCUAGACACAAAUAAAUGUUAUAUUCUGGAUUGUGGGUUGGAAAUAUUCGUCUGGAUGGGAAGAAACACCUCCCUUGAUGAAAGAAAAAGUGCAAGUGGAGUUGCUGAUGAGUUAGUCAGUGGCAUUGAUCAACUUAAACCCCAAAUAGUUCGAGUAAUUGAAGGAUUUGAAACAGUGUUGUUUAAGUCCAAGUUUGAUUCUUGGCCUCAGACCCCUGAUGUAACUGUAUCUGAAGAUGGACGUGGCAAGGUAGCAGCACUCCUGAAACGUCAAGGAGUAAAUGUCAAGGGUCUGUUGAAAGCUGACGCAGUAAAGGAAGAACCUCAACCUUACAUUGAUUGCACUGGACAUUUACAGGUUUGGCGCGUGAACGGUCAGGAAAAGAUUCUUCUCCCAGCUUCUGAUCAAUCAAAAUUUUAUAGUGGAGAUUGCUUCAUCUUUCAAUAUUCGUAUCCUGGAGAAGAUAAGGACGACUGUCUCAUUGGAACGUGGAUAGGAAAGAACAGUGUUGAGGAAGAAAGAGCUUCAGCUAAUUCACUGGCUAGCAAAAUGGUUGAGUCAAUGAAGUUUCUUGCUUCUCAGGCUCGUAUAUAUGAAGGAAAUGAACCAAUUCAAUUCCAUUCUAUCCUACAAACCUUCAUAGUUUUUAAGGGAGGGCUUAGUGAUGGAUACAAGACUUACAUUGCGGAAAAGGAAAUUCCUGAUGAGACAUACAAUGAGGACAGCGUUGCAUUAUUCCGCAUCCAGGGCACUGGACCUGAUAAUAUGCAAGCUAUACAAGUUGAACCGGUUGCUUCUUCCUUGAAUUCCUCUUAUUGCUAUAUACUUCAUAAUGGACCUGCUAUCUUUACUUGGUCUGGAAGCAAUACAACUGCAGAAGACCAGGAACUUAUAGAGAGGAUGCUGGAUUUGAUAAAGCCAAAUUUACAAUCAAAACCACAAAGGGAAGGUACAGAAUCUGAACAGUUUUGGGAUUUGUUGGGAGGAAAAUCAGAAUAUCCCAGUCAAAAGAUUAGUAGAGAGGCUGAAAGUGAUCCUCACCUAUUUUGUUGCAGUUUCUCAAACGGAAACUUAAAGGUUACGGAGAUAUACAAUUUCUCCCAGGAUGAUUUAAUGACAGAAGACAUUUUCAUCUUGGAUUGUUACUCAGAUAUCUUUGUCUGGGUUGGCCAGGAGGUUGAUUCCAAGAGUAGAAUGCAGGCACUCACAAUUGGCGAGAAAUUUCUUGAGAAUGAUUUUCUGCUGGAAAAAUUAUCUCGUGUGGCUACAAUAUAUGUUGUCAUGGAAGGGAGUGAGCCACCAUUUUUCACUCGUUUUUUUAAUUGGGAGUCAGCAAAGUCUGCAAUGUUGGGGAACUCAUUUCAAAGGAAGCUUAAAAUUGUGAAAAAUGGGGGGACUGCACCAUUGGAUAAACCCAAACGGCGAACACCCACGUAUGGAGGAAGGUCUAGUAGUGUGCCUGAUAAAUCGCAGCAACGUUCCUCCCGUAGCAUGUCUGUUAGUCCUGAUCGUGUUCGGGUGAGGGGAAGGUCUCCGGCCUUUAAUGCACUAGCUGCUACUUUCGAGAGCCCCGGCGGUAGGAACCUUUCAACUCCACCUCCAGUAAUAAGAAAACUGUAUCCGAAAUCUACGACUCCAGAUUCUGCAAUACUAGCAUCAAAAUCUAAAGCCAUAGCUGCACUUACUUCUAGUUUUGAACAACCACCUUCUGCACGAGAAACUAUGAUACCUCGGUCAGUUAAAGUGAGUCCAGUCACCCCUAAAUCAAACCCUGAGAAAAAUGACAAGGAGAAUUCGGUGAGUGGCAGAGUAGAAUCUCUUACCAUAGAAGAAGAUGUGAAAGAAGGCGAAGCUGAAGAUGAGGAAGGUCUCCUGAUUUACCCAUAUGAACGCCUUAAAAUAACAUCUACAGAUCCUGUGCCAGACAUUGAUGUAACUAAAAGAGAGACUUAUCUAUCAUCUGCGGAGUUCAAAGAGAAAUUUGGGAUGUCCAAGGAUGCUUUUUACAAGUUGCCCAAAUGGAAACAAAACAAACUCAAAAUGGCUAUUCAGUUAUUCUGAUUCUUUAACUUACCCUUCUGUCAGCUCCCUGCAGUUUAGGUUCAGUAAGGAACUGAACAUAUGGAAGUAAAAGGGACAGCAUCAGUGUUUUUUUUAGCAUAACUGCUACUGCUCCCAGGAAACUUUUCAUGAAGAGAAACUAGGGAUUUUCCUCCUCUCUCUCUACUUCUCUUUGCUGUGGUUUGAAUGUUUAGGUUUUUAUUGAGUUAGCUGCGUGGCAUUAAUUUUAUAGGGAAAAGGUUGUUUGUGAGCUUGGUUUUUGAAAAAAGAGAAAAAUUCUUUUGGGUUUCAAAUUAGUUCUUCAUUUUAUUUUUUAAUUUAAUUUAAAAUUGUUUGGUCAAGCAAUUGGGGUUGCAAAUGCGGUCUAAUUAGGUUGUAUUGAUAUUGAGGACAAAGUGUGUAUAGUAGAGUGCAAAACCAGUCAGAUCGAUACUUGUUUUGGAAAUAAAGUGUGAUUUUUUCUUGUUGUCUGCAAUUUUCAAACACGGCUUUGAAAGUAGCAAAAAGAGUCAGCCAGAGAGUUAGACAACUCUGUUGUGUCCUUGUAAAACAUUAAGGACACCCAAUAUUUAGAGAGUAACUUUCUUCUUCCUACAUUUCUGGAUGACAUUUUAUCUGAAGAUGUACUUUUGAAUGACACAAAAUUCUUGUCUUUUCGGAUGUGUACAUCUUAAGUGAUGUUGGUGGUGGGAUUAUGGAAAGUUCCUAUUAAGAACGAAUGUGUUGAACUGAAACGAAAGGAAACCAUGAGCUAACCCACUAUGUUCGUCUUUCGGAAGUAUAAAUAAGCAUUCAUGAUUAA